AUGAGCAUAGCUCCCUUGGUUCUACGUCCAAUGAAUGCAGCAGCUGACUCCGAAGAUCUGCUUUACGAGUACGUACCGCUCGGCGCCGAGGAGAUAAGAUUGUUGUGCCUCCACCCUGGCCAAGAAGCAGAUCAGCUCAAUGGUGAGCUCAUUGUCAAAGGCUUGGAGGAGCUACCCCUACGACAAAAAGCUGGCACUGCAGCUCAAACAGAUCCGAUAGACUCAGGGAAAGAUGUUUGCUUUGACGCGAUUUCCUAUGUAUGGGGCGACUCAACCUUCACAGACACCUUCUUCACCCCCCAAGGAUCCAUCCCCAUAACAGCAUCACUCGCUUCUAUUCUACGGCGACUUCGCGACGAGGAAAAGUCCCACUUUUACUGGGCUGAUGGCCUUUGCAUCAACCAAUCAGAUGUGGCUGAGAAAGAAGUCCAAGUGUCUCUCAUGGGCAUCAUUUACAGCUCUGCCAUAAGAGUUGUGUGCGAUCUUGGCGAAGAAACAGAGAACUCCACACUAAUACUCGACGCCAUGGAGCGCUAUUGGAAACGAAACAUCCGCCACGGACUCAUGUUGAGCCAGGGAGACUCCAUGACCCUUUCAGGAGAGUCAGCGGCAAAGCUCUUGGGUAUACCAUACCUUAGAGAUGAGGAGGCAGAUGCUGUUGAACAAGUUGAAGGAGAGCAAUGGCCUGCGAGGUAUCUUGAAUUCAUCUCUGCGCCAUGGUUUCACCGCCUCUGGGUCGUGCAAGAGUUUGUCCUUGGACGUGAUGUAGUCAUGAUCAUCGGGCGUCGACACAUCCCUUGGGGUCAGCUCUGGGCAGGUACUAUGUGGUAUAAAGGAGUCAAGUGGCCGUGGGAGCAAGCCGAGUACACCAACGAGGACCUAACAAGCCUCUUCACAUCAUACUACUCUAUGUGCCUCGUUCGUUUAGGUCGGCUUAUGGAUCUCAACACGUUACAUGGCCGUGAGUUCAACGACAUCAUCAAACUACUCCGUGGUGGAUUUGGUAUGGAUCAUGAAAUCCUGCCAUUUUCCAUGGUGUCAUUUUGCUCCCACGCCUGCAGUGUGCCCCGGGACCGGUAUUUUGCUAUUCUCGGUAUGGUCAAUGAGGACGACAAGGAGAAAGCACUCAGUCUUCGACCUGAUUAUACUUGCCCAAUGAGGGACCUAACAAUGCGAUUCUGGAAACAUGCAAUGCAAAGCCAAUCAGGAGUAGACCUCCUGCUUCUCACCGGUCUACCUGGUCGUGUCGAAGAAUACCCUUCUUGGAUACGAGAUCUUACUGUACCGAAACCACUGCAGCAUAUCUGGGUAAGACGUCCCAUGGCUACUGGAUGCCAUGCAGCAGGGGGCCCUGUAAGCAUGUGGUCUAUAGACUUUAGCCAAGAUGAUAGUGAUCAGUGUUUCGUCCAAGGCUAUCAUAUCGACGAUAUUACAGACAUGUCGUCCAAUGAGGCUUCUGAUCCUUUCAACUUUGUUGCGAUGGCUCAUUGGAUUCAGGAAGCUUUCAACUUCUUCACUGGGCCUGAAUCGUCGGUCGUUGACUUGGAUACACUAUAUCCUCUAACUGCCGAUCCUGUCCACGAGGCGGCUCUGAAGGUGAUGAUGGACUACAACAAAGAAGACACCAUAAAGCCCGAUGAUGGGGAAAUAAAUGAAAUGCUGUGUGUAGGACUGUCUCUACCUCUCGUAGCCUUCUCUGAAGAUACUGAGGAAGAGGCGGCUGAAAGAGAGGCCAGUGAGGAAGAGACCAUCAUGGCCAGGAUCAUUUCUGGAUUCCAAGAUGAAAUGUCCACUUUGGAGGAACUAUUCGUUCGUAUACACAAGAUGAGAGGAUUGGGUUUCUAUAAAACCAAGAAGGGCCUUUUUGCACUACUACCAAAGGAAACCCGCCCUGGGGACUCUAUUUGGAUUCUCAAGGGUUGCAGAUUACCUGUUGCACUACGGCCAAGUACAUCGCAUGACGAUUCAUAUGAGUUUGUUGGAGGUGGCUAUGUGUAUGGAAUUAUGAACGGGGAGAUGCUGGAAGGGCCUGACUUUGGGUGGCAAAACGUCUGCCUCAGAUGA
Fusarium proliferatum ET1 is the source of this 2064-nucleotide messenger RNA. RefSeq lists its product as uncharacterized. The record is from RefSeq and is a predicted model, not a curated record. Bases 1 to 2064 code for a protein of 687 amino acids. Lineage: Eukaryota; Fungi; Ascomycota; Sordariomycetes; Hypocreales; Nectriaceae. The transcript has a single exon.